UAUGAACCCCAAUACAAGUCUGUUGGAAAAGGCAGCUGCAACAAUGUAGUAGUCACCAGCAGUCCUAUGACAGUUCAACAGCUGGGACCUGUUUCACCUCCUGCUAAUCAAGUUUCAACAGCAUGCAACCAGAUCAGCCCUAGCUUACAGAGGCCUAUGGAUGAUGCUUCCAGCUUGAAUCCUUCUCCAUCAGACACAAGGUCACUCUUGUCAUGUGAGUCUCUGGCCUCCACAAUGUUAAGCUUGUCAGAAAGUCAGUCUGCUUUGAGUGUUAAGCAAGAGUGGUUGCAUGGGUACAGGACACUUCCUUCUCUUCCUCCUGACCAAGGUUUACAAAGUGACAGUGAGCUGGGAGACUUACUAAAUUUUUCACCUGAAACAUCUGUGUCCAAUAACUGCGUUUCUAACUCGUUACCGUCCUUCUUAUAUGGCAUGGAAAAUAACCAUUCCCCUUGUGCUAGUUCUCACCAUUCCUCAGCCCGGUCUCAAACAGCCUACUCCAAAAAGAGAGCACUGUCUCUGUCUCCUCUGUCUGACAGCAUUGGGAUUGACUUCAACACGAUCAUCCGUACAUCCCCAACCUCUCUGGUGGCCUACAUCAACAGCUCCAGGACAUCACCAGCAAAUGUCUCCUCACAGACGGAGGUCUAUGGACAUUUUUUGGGAGUGAGAGGAAGCUGUAUACCCCAAAAUUGUUCUAUUCCAACUGCCCAGAAAGGCCUUCUCAUGGCUACUGGCAACAUCACGUUCCCAGGGUACGUUGAGAAUGGGGGUGGUGAAUACCAGCGGAUGCAGCAGGUGGAGCAAGCUGUCCUGCCGCCGGCCACCACAAGUAACAUGGUGAUCCAGCAGAGCAUACUGCCCACGGACAGCCAGGCAGUGCACGUUCUGAAAUAUGAACAGCCAGAUGGCUUCCCAGGCCAUACAGUCGACAUGCCUCCUCCACCCCUCCUGCCGCCACCUCUUCCACAAGGGCCACCCCCACCGUACCAUGCUCACCAGCGCCGGCAUCCACACAGCCUCCCCAGUCACACUGACCCACCACCUGUGCCUCCGUCUGCCCCAGGCUCCCUGCUUGACGAAGACAGUGAGCUGGAUGAUUUCAGUGGCAAGCAUGGCUGUCGCUGGGGUGACUGUGGUGUGCUGUAUGACCACCAAGAGGAACUUGUGCAGCACAUAGAGAAGAUCCAUAUAGACCAAAGGAAAGGAGAGGACUUCACUUGUUUCUGGGCAGGGUGCCCACGGAGGUACAAGCCAUUUAAUGCCCGUUAUAAACUGCUGAUUCACAUGAGAGUCCACUCAGGAGAGAAGCCGAACAAAUGCACA
Messenger RNA from Antrostomus carolinensis (chuck-will's-widow), 1326 nucleotides. It is a transcript of the gene GLIS3, whose product is annotated as GLIS family zinc finger 3. The transcript is spliced from 2 exons. Gene Ontology annotation, biological process: regulation of transcription by RNA polymerase II. Gene Ontology annotation, cellular component: nucleus. The record is from RefSeq and is a predicted model, not a curated record. Gene Ontology annotation, molecular function: DNA-binding transcription factor activity, RNA polymerase II-specific; RNA polymerase II cis-regulatory region sequence-specific DNA binding. NCBI's taxonomy places the organism in Eukaryota, Metazoa, Chordata, Aves, Caprimulgiformes, Caprimulgidae. The annotation marks the transcript as partial.